GUAGCAACUGGUGGUUUAGCGAUGGGUGGUGUUGCGACAGGAGGUGUUGUGACUGGUGGAGUUGCAAUGGGCGGUGUUGCAAUAGGAGGAGUUGCCACAGGUGGUGUGGCAAUGGGUGGGGCAGCAGCUGGUGGUGUUGCCACAGGUGGAGUUGCAACUGGGGGUUUUGCGAUUGGUGGAGUUGCAACUGGUGGUUUUGCGAUAGGAGGUGUUGCAACCGGCGGAGUUGCUACAGGUGGUGUUGUGAUAGGUGGUGUUGGGAUAGGAGGUGUUGCAAUAGGCGGAGUUGCAACGGGUGGUGUUGCGACUGGUGGGGCUGCCACUGGUGGCGUUGCGACUGGCGGUGUUGGUGCACAUGGUGGAGGCUUAAGGGUAGGUGGUUUGGGAGUUGACGGAGGAGGCGUCGUGGUAGGAGGUUUAGGAGUCGAUGGCGGAGGCUUCAUCGGGGGUGGUUUUGGAGUGGACGGAGGUGGUUUUAUGGUGGGAGGUUUCGGUGGGGAGUGA
Camelina sativa (false flax) is the source of this 504-nucleotide messenger RNA. The record is from RefSeq and is a predicted model, not a curated record. NCBI's taxonomy places the organism in Eukaryota, Viridiplantae, Streptophyta, Magnoliopsida, Brassicales, Brassicaceae.